Molecule: messenger RNA, 2786 nt
Organism: Lactuca virosa
Lineage: Eukaryota; Viridiplantae; Streptophyta; Magnoliopsida; Asterales; Asteraceae
Source: the annotation of a GenBank genome assembly
AUUUAAAUAUAAAUCAAAUUAAUUAUAACAUCUUCCACAUAUAUUAUCCGGUCACCACAAUACAAAUAGCGAAGAAAAACAAAAGCUAAACCGUUAAAGACUAUUCAUUUUAAAUGUUUAUUUAAGUUAUAUGGUAGAUUAAACAAUAUAUAUUACAAAAGAUAACUAGUAGUAUUAAAUUUGAUGGAAGAGGGUUCAAAUGGUUGCUCUUUUUGUUAAUUUAAAUGAAAAAGGAAGAAAACCAAGCUUGAAAAAGCAAGGCAAAGAAAGAAGGAAUGGUUGGUUUCCAUUGCGCCUUUCUUUUUCUUGUUUCUCUCUGCUAAGCAUCUUUUCUUUCCUUCACUUUUUUGGGUUCUUUUCUUAGUCUCCCAAUCUCUCAAACACUUGCCACUUUACCUUGUUGUAAAAAAUAAAAUCUCUGGGUUCUAUACCUCCACCAUUUCUUUAUAAUCUUCAGGUGGAAACACUUGUUCAAUUCUGAAUUUUAGAAUUCGGUUUUCGAGAAAUUUCAAGAAAUUGGACCUCCAAUUUCCUUGAAUUGUGGAAAGAUUGCAUUUUGUUCAAUUAUUAAGCUUUUGUUCUUGAGUUUCUUGAAACUCAAUACCAUAAAGCCUUAUUUUUUUAAUCUCUUUCUUGUUCUUUCUUUUUUGGUUUUGUGAAUCCAUGGGACUUUGUCAUGGAAAACCCAAUCAAACCCUCGAAACCCAACUCGAAAACUCCAAUUUCCCGAAUGAAAUCGAACCAACAACACAAAAUUCCCAAACAGGGAAAUCAUCAUUCCCUUACUACAGUCCAAGUCCCUUCCAUAACAGUAACGCCUUCAAGAAUUCACCUGCAAAUUCGAAUUCAAGUGUGAGUUCGACACCUCUUCGCAUAUUCAAACGCCCUUUCCCACCUCCAUCACCUGCAAAGCAUAUUCGAUCGUUGCUUGCAAGGCGACAUGGGUCUGUUAAGCCUAACGAGGCCUCGAUUCCUGAAGGGAAUGAAUUCGAAGUUGGACUGGAUAAAAAUUUCGGGUAUUCUAAGCAGUUAUUAAGCCAUUAUGAGCUUGGAGAAGAAGUGGGUAGGGGGCAUUUUGGGUAUACCUGUACUGCUAAAGGAAAGAAAGGGAGUAUGAAGGGCCAUGAUGUUGCCGUUAAAGUUAUCCCCAAAUCCAAGAUGACUACAGUAAUUGCUAUUGAAGAUGCAAGGAGAGAAGUGAAAAUAUUAAAGGCUCUAACAGGGCAUGACAAUCUAGUUCAAUUUUAUGAUGCUUAUGAGGAUGAAGACAAUGUCUAUAUAGUUAUGGAGUUAUGUAAAGGAGGUGAACUAUUAGACAGGAUACUUGCAAGGGGUGGAAAAUAUUCAGAAGAAGAUGCAAAGGCUGUUAUGGUCCAGAUUUUAAGAGUCACAGCCUAUUGUCAUCUUCAAGGUGUUGUUCAUCGUGACCUCAAGCCUGAGAAUUUUCUAUUUACAUCAAAGGACGAACAUUCCCUCCUUAAAGCCAUUGACUUUGGACUCUCUGACUACGUAAAGCCAGAUGAGAGGUUGAAUGAUAUUGUUGGAAGUGCAUACUAUGUAGCACCUGAAGUUCUCCAUAGAUCAUAUGGGACUGAAGCUGAUAUGUGGAGUAUUGGUGUUAUUGCAUAUAUUCUUCUAUGUGGAAGUCGACCCUUCUGGGCCCGCACAGAGUCCGGAAUCUUCCGGGCUGUUCUUAAGGCGGACCCCAACUUUGAGGAAGCCCCAUGGCCGUCUUUAUCAUCUGAUGCAGUUGACUUUGUCAAAAGGCUUUUAAACAAAGAUUAUCGCAAGAGACUUACAGCUUCACAAGCCCUAAGUCAUCCAUGGCUUGCGAGUUAUCAUGAUGUGAGAAUACCUUUAGACAUGAUAAUCUUCAAGACUGUAAAAUCGUAUAUAUGUUCGUCUCCUCUAAGAAGAGCUGCUUUAGGGGCUGUUGCAAAGAUACUGACAAUUACCGAGCUAGGUUAUCUUCGUGACCAAUUUAUGUCACUAGGGCCAAACAAAAAUGGAUUCAUAUCCAUGCAGAAUUUCAAAUCGGCUUUGAUGAAGAAUUGCACGGAUGCUGUAAAGGACUCUCGUGUGCUAGAUUUUGUCCAUAUGGUGAGUUCUCUUCAAUAUAAAAAAUUUGAUUUUGAAGAAUUUGGAGCAGCAGCCAUUAGCAUUCAUCAGCUAGAAGCAAUGGAAAAUUGGGAGCAACUUGCUCGCCGUGCCUAUGACCUUUUUGAGAAAGAUGGCAACCGCCCUAUCAUGAUUGAAGAACUUGCCUCGGAACUUGGGCUUAGCCCAUCGAUACCGGUUCAUGUGGUUCUUCAGGAUUGGAUAAGACAUGCGGAUGGAAAGCUUAGUUUCUUGGGGUUCAUAAGGCUUCUACAUGGAGCCUCAUCUCGUGCGUUCCAAAAGGCGUGAGUUAAUGUCAAAAUAACAAUACAUCAUAUUAUGCCAUUACAAAAAUGGCUCGAGGAUAUAAAAGUCUUUCAAGAAAUAGAAACAAGGAAACACGUACGUAUGUUAAGUUAUGCCAAACAAAGUCGCGUAUUGUUUGUCAAAAUCUAGAGAAUUGUACAGAGGUAGGAGGUCUCACUUCUCAGUGUGUUUAGUGUAGAAAACCGUGUAAUGGUUGAGUGAGUUUUGUGCCGAUUUUAUGUCAACUUUUUUUUUUCUUUCUUUUUUCGUUAGGUUGCUUGUGUUUAAGAUGGCUUCUUGUUGUGUACUUCUAAACACUUUUAUAUAUGUUAUCUUAAUAAUGGUCGAAAUGACUUUGUUUGGUGUAUAAGACAUCUUCGGGC